Molecule: messenger RNA, 2430 nt
Organism: Toxotes jaculatrix (banded archerfish)
Lineage: Eukaryota; Metazoa; Chordata; Actinopteri; Toxotidae
Gene: gnb3a
Product: guanine nucleotide binding protein (G protein), beta polypeptide 3a
Exons: 9
Coding region: 206-1228 (340 amino acids)
Biological process (GO): G protein-coupled receptor signaling pathway
Cellular component (GO): heterotrimeric G-protein complex; cytoplasm
Molecular function (GO): signaling receptor complex adaptor activity; protein binding
Source: RefSeq, a predicted model, not a curated record
GCAUGUGUAGGCGGGUUCUGCGGGUUUCGGUGUGCGCACCUGCGUGUUUAUGAAAGUUUGCAAAGUAGACAAGGGAAAGUUUGACUUGCAAAAUAGCACUUACUUGGAGACUGGAGCUAGAGAGGAUUAAAAAUUGGUCAGAAUUAUCAGAUUUCCUGACAUCUCCCCCUGUCUCCAUUGGUGACCGUACCUAACAACCAUCGUCAUGGGUGAAAUGGAGCAAUUGCGAAAGGAGGCAGACAGUCUUAAAGACCAGAUCACUGCAGCUCGUAAGGCGGUGCAGGACACCACACUGCAGGAGGCAUCAGCUAGUAUCACUGUGGUGGGGCGUGUUCAGAUGAAGACCAGGAAAACGCUAAGGGGUCACCUUGCCAAGAUUUACGCCAUGCACUGGUCCACUGACUCCAAGCUGUGUGUCAGUGCCUCACAAGAUGGAAAACUCAUAGUGUGGGACAGCAUUACAACCAACAAGGUGAAUGCCAUCCCGCUCAAGUCAUCGUGGGUGAUGACUUGUGCCUAUGCACCUUCGGGAAACCUAGUGGCUUGUGGUGGUCUGGACAACAUGUGCUCCAUCUACAAUCUCAAGGGCAAGGAUGGAAAUGUCAAGGUCAUGCGUGAGCUGGCAGCACACACAGGUUACCUGUCCUGCUGUCGUUUCCUUAGUGACAGUGAGAUCAUCACAAGCUCUGGCGACUGCACUUGCGUACUAUGGGACAUUGAGACAGGAACCCAAAAGACCAUCUUUGCAGGACACCAGGGAGACUGCAUGUCUCUGGCUGUGUCCCCAGACUUCAAGUUUUUCAUCUCAGGGGCGUGCGACUUCACGGCCAAGCUGUGGGACAUCAGGGAGGGCGCAUGCAGACAGACCUUUGGAGGCCAUGAGAGUGACAUCAAUGCAAUUGGGUUCUUUCCCAAUGGUAACGCAGUGAUAACUGGGUCCGAUGAUGCUACUUGUAAGUUGUACGACCUGCGAGCUGACCAGGAGCUCAUCACCUACCAGGACUCUGGCAUCAUGUGUGGGGUGACCUCCCUGGCACCCUCCCUGUCUGGCCGUCUGAUAUUGGCUGGCUAUGACGACUUCAACGUCAACAUCUGGGACUCGCUUAAAGCUGAGAGAGUGGGGGUCCUGGCUGGUCAUGACAACAGGGUGAGCUGUAUCGGGGUGUCUGCAGAUGGCAUGGCGUGUUGCACAGGAUCCUGGGACAGCUUCCUCAAGAUAUGGAACUGAGGCUGUUCCUCACCAGUGAGCAGAAAGAGAGCAGUUAAACAUCUGCCUAGGAGAAAGAGAAGAUAAAAAGAAAUUGGAGUUUGAGGGAGGGAUAAGGGACAAGGAGCUGCAUAGGGUGAGAAGAGGGUAUUUUAAUUGUGCCAAGACCUAUCUAAUGUUGGAGAGGGGUUGUAAUGUGAAGAUUGUCUCCUCUCUCUUUCACAUUGCGCUCUCACCUUUCUUCUCACGUUAUGGGGGAAUUUGGGGUUGGGACAUUGGGUGGGGGGUCUUAGAAAAGACCAUUCCUGUUAACAGUGAAUUAUAUUGCGGUUCAAAUCAAAAACAUAUGCACAUGUAUCGCAGCAAGGUCACCCAAUGAGAACAGUUGCCAAAUGGAAAUGGUAGCACACUGGAUGAGAUAGAACUGAAUACGUGUCAGUACAGCCUGUGUAGGUUCACACUAGCUCUACUAAUAUGCUGUGUUUUAUAUCAAGCAUAAGUUAUGUCAAACGAAUUAUAUGAGCAUUUGCGUUCUUGUUUCAGACUGUUGUUUGUUCUUAGUUUUGGUAGAUUCCCUAGAUGCUUACAUUUACAUUCUUUUCAUUUUCUAAUUUUAAUUGAAAUUAUAGUUUGCAGAUGUCUACAUUAGUGUUUGAGUUGUUUUGUAUGUGAUCGAUGGACAAUAUUUACCAGGAUUUGGGGUCUCAUCACUUGGACUAACCAAGGUUAGACCUGAAAAGUGCUUUGGGUAAACUGCUGAAUUGACAGAUGGGAUAGUAAAAUGGUUAAUAUGGUUCAUUAAGCACUAACAAAAAAGAUGACCCAUUUGUCUCAGGACAGGACUCUUUGUAUGAGUGUUUUUUUUUCUUCUUGGAUGAUAACUGCUAUUGUGUGCAUAUGAGCAAUACAUCUGAAUCUGUACAUAAGAGCUUACAAUUUCCUCUGCAUGAUAACUUAUAAACUUAAAAGAAAGUUUGUGUAAAUACAAAAAAAAUCUCCAAGCUCUGACUAGAAUUUGGACAACCUCUUUUCCAACACUUGGAUACACACUGUGCAAAGUAAAGCAAUACUACCUUUCUUAAAGACUAAUAAACCUGGGAUUCAGCAUUACACAAGUCUUCAGUGUUAAUUUCUGACUUGCUGACCUCAGUGCUAAUUCUGCACUUAAUAUGUUCAUAUUUAAAUCCUGUUUUUUUUUUUAUUGAACCAUAAAAUAUGGUAUC